AUGGAGUUGGUAUUAACUCUUGGGUUCUCUACAAAUGCUCAAAAGCAAAUAAAUCUUAUAGAUGAACAUUUGAAAAUGCGCUUACAAACACCAACUUUGAAGAGGGAUAUAAAGGAGAGUAUCGCGGCGAUUCUCACGCAACCCAUGCCUGUCGAUUCUUCUGGGUCUGAACGUCACACACAGGGGCGUUGUGGUUUCUGUCCGAGAAACAGGGAUCGGAAGAGCAAGACCAGGUGCACCAAGUGCAAAAUUCCAAUUUGCUUGGAACACCAAGUUAAAGUAUGCCAAAAGUGCUCAAAUUGA
Parnassius apollo (apollo) is the source of this 303-nucleotide messenger RNA. NCBI's taxonomy places the organism in Eukaryota, Metazoa, Arthropoda, Insecta, Lepidoptera, Papilionidae. The record is from the annotation of a GenBank genome assembly.